Molecule: messenger RNA, 2567 nt
Organism: Seriola aureovittata
Lineage: Eukaryota; Metazoa; Chordata; Actinopteri; Carangiformes; Carangidae
Gene: hsh2d
Product: hematopoietic SH2 domain containing
Exons: 5
Coding region: 62-1138 (358 amino acids)
Cellular component (GO): cytoplasm
Source: RefSeq, a predicted model, not a curated record
UUGCGCUCGGUGAUUUUUUUCCAAAAGACGUAGCAGAAGAUUAAAUGAGCUGUUUCCCAGGAUGAUGGAUUGGAAUCAGUCGUUACAAGGACAACAUGAUGCUUUCACCUGGUUCACAGAGUCCCAGCUCCGGUCUGUGAUCAGGAACGGUAUAGUCCCAGAGUGGUUUCAUGGGAUCAUUUCCAGGAAGACGGCAGAGGAACUGCUCAUGUCCAAGCCUUCUGGCUAUUUCCUCAUCAGAGUCAGUGAGACCAGGAUUGGCUACUCUCUCUCAUAUCGUGCUGACGACCGCUGCAGACAUUUCAUGAUUGAUGCAUUGGAGGAUGGCCAUUACAUUAUAGUGGGGGAAAACAGGCGUCACCGGUUUCUGCAGGAUCUUGUGGACUUUCAUCGUAGAAAUCCCAUCAUGCCUUUCACUGAGGUGCUGACUGUUGCUUGUGGACAGUCCUCAAAUGACAAGACGGACUACGCAGAACUUCUGUUUCCCCAAAGACAUCCAAAACCUAACGCCAGUUUGCCACAAAACAACUUCCUGCAACUCAACAGGAGCCACCCAGAAUCACAAGAGGAGAGUACCCCACCUGCCCUUCCUUAUCGGCCAACCAACCUGAUCAACUCCACAGUCCCGUUUCCUAGCAGCCAGCCAAACAGACUUUACCCAAGUUUAAAUGAAGAAUUUCCACAUGUCGCCUCCCCACUUCCAGCCAAGCCUAUGCUACUGACCAGGAAGAGAUAUACAUCAGACAACCCUCCACCCAACCAGCCUCCUGAAGUCCCCGCUCGGAGUUGUCUGCCUCCACUGAAGCAGAACCAAGCUUGUGUCAGAACAGUCUCUGCACCUCAGAGUCCCUCCACAGCCAUGGCCACUGAAGUGAAGCCUUCGGUUGUCACCAACCUAAAGAACCUUAAGAAGAAAUUCCAAAAGAAGAGAAGCACAUCGCAGGAGCAUAUGUACACGGAGAUCGAUAUGGAGGCGACUGACAGGGGCGGAAAUGCAGAUAAUGAGUACCAGGAGAUCACACAGGAGGAGACCUUCAACAGUGCGCCAUUUUCCUACAUUCACAAUAAUGUGCCGCUGACUGAUGGAGCGUUACCUCAAGAGUACCUACCACCUCCUCCUUUUGCACCAGGCUACUGAUACACAGCUGCUGCCUCAGAAAAAAAUAACCUGUAGAUUGACAGAGAGCUGGACUGAAAUCUCCUGAAACAAUGUUACAUAACUGAGUCAAACCAAAGACGGUGUAUAAUGUGCACACCCAACCCCAAGUGGGUACAAAUACAGGGCAGAAAAGCAGCAUACAAUUAAAGGAGAGGUGGUCUGCACACUGAAUAUUGAAACCUCAGAAAAGAUAAAUAAUGCAUGGUUUCACCCUUCAAAAUGUGUGUUCACAUGGAUGAUAAUGUGCCGGACUACUGUAUAUCUUGGCAGGAAGCAGUGAAGUGUACGCUGGAUGCUUGCUAACCUCACGGUAACAACAAGGCUACGGGAAGUGACUGGUCCCAUGCAGCCAAGAGACGGUCUGGCUUCGGACAGAGCCUGUCACUCUGUUGCCAGUAUUUGUGCUAAGCUAAGCUAACUGCCUGCUGGCUAUAGCUUUAUAAAAUAAAAAUGAGAGUGAUAUCUUUUCAAGACAAGAAAGCAAACAGGUGUUUCUCCAAAAUAUCAAACUAUUCCAUUAAACUUCGGGGAGCUGCAAUGUACGGUGUGCAAACUACCUCACCUUUUCCUGUACAUACCUUAAGCAAAGCUGCUGACAGUUGAACGUUGUUGAACAUGUUCAAUUUAAUGCAGUUACUUUCCCCCCCACAAAGUUAAGGCUAUAAAAUUAUAUAUAAAAUAGAUUAAACUGCUGUACAUAUGUGACAGUAAUUAGUGCCAGUGACUUGUGGAUGUUUAUUUUUUUCUUUAAUGUUCAUUAUUUCAACAAGGAGAGUAGUGAUAAACAUUGUUACAUAGGAAAAAGCAGUGCACUAAAUGUAAUCUAUAUAGGCAUCUAGCUGAAGCUCAUUUGCUGCCCGCUUUUCUGGUUAGGCUUUUAAAUCCAGCUUAAAAAUUGGUGCAUGUCUCCUUUGUUAUGUAAUAAAGCACGAGAAGACUGCAAGAGGAAGUUUUAUCGAGCCCUUAUUGGUCUUUAUCUUUUAUAACGUCACUAGUUUCAUGCAGCGUAUGUAAAUCAGAAAUGUUACAGUUAAUGUCAACUGCUUUGAAUACAGUGCAUGCACAUUGUAGCAUCAGAUGCAGAUCUGUUAUCAGCAAUGUGACAGGGAAGCUGGAGCAGAGAGAAAAGGCAGAUACUGGCCAAACUUGUUUGACAAGCAGAACCUAACAGGUCUGUCGAAUUCACUUUCACAGUCCUUCUGGACACGGAGUUGGUAUUUCCCCGAACACAUCAUUUCAAUGUUACUGAAAAUGGCCGUGUCAUGCUUUUGUCAUGUACUUUCAAUAACUAGAGAGGAUUAUGAAUUACCUAGACAAUGUGAUGGCUACAAUAUUUGACAUUUUUGUCAUGACUUCAUAAUGCAAAGCAUGUAAUAUUGUUAUAUGACUGAGUUAAUAAAGCACUUUA